Molecule: messenger RNA, 4069 nt
Organism: Sceloporus undulatus (fence lizard)
Lineage: Eukaryota; Metazoa; Chordata; Lepidosauria; Squamata; Phrynosomatidae
Gene: TXLNA
Product: taxilin alpha
Exons: 11
Coding region: 192-1916 (574 amino acids)
Molecular function (GO): syntaxin binding
Source: RefSeq, a predicted model, not a curated record
AUGCGCAGUAUCCACGAACCGGGGCCGGAGCUGCUUCCUCGCAACCCUCGAAGCUGGAGAAGCUGAAGCGGCCGAAGGGGAAGGAAAGGAGGACUGGCGGCUUCUGGGAAGGAGAGCGGGAGAAAGGAAGGGACGGAAGAGGCCCUCUGGCAGUUCGGAACCUCCGAAAGUGGCUUUGAAGGCGAAGUGCAAUGAAGAACCAAGAGGGGGAAAGUCCGGUCGCCCUCCUUCCUGGCAGCCCUUCCAAAACCAGCCCUUUCCCAGCCUUGGAGGAUGGGGACUUGGCAGAAGUCUCUCCAGCCCAGCCGGACGGGUCCAAUUCAAAGCCUUUGGUUGAUGGAAGUAUUGAGAAUCCCAUCAGCGAGAAGCAGAGCAAAAAGGAAGAGGCCCCUCCGACGGAAGAGCCCGCAUCCCAGCCGCACCCCCAGCUUGUCGCCUGCGACGUCUCCGAGGAGCUGAGCCGGCAGUUGGAGGACAUCCUGAACACGUACUGCAUGGAUACCAACCAGGACGGCCCAGGAGAGGACAGUGGCCAGAGCGAGCCGGUCGAGUUGGACGAGGCGGAGAAGUGCCGGAGCGAGUCCCCGAGAAACGGCGAGCCGGAGCAAAGCUGCCCCGAAAUAAACGGGGAGAAAGAGGGUCCCCGGGGGGCCGGCGAUGAGGGCGGCGAGCGCGACCAGAAACGGACUCAGGAGAAGAAGAAGGCGAAGGGGCUUGGUAAAGAAAUCACGCUGCUGAUGCAGACCCUGAACACUCUCAGCACAUCCGAGGAGAAGCUGGCAGCCCUGUGCAAGAAGUACGCCGAACUGCUGGAAGAGCAUAGAAACUCUCAGAAGCAGAUGAAGAUCCUGCAGAAGAAGCAGAGCCAGCUGGUCCAGGAGAAGGAUCAUCUCCGGAGUGAACACAGCAAAGCCAUUUUGGCCCGGAGCAAGCUGGAAAGCCUGUGCCGGGAGCUGCAGAGGCACAACCGCACCCUCAAGGAGGAAGGUGUCCAGCGAGCCCGUGAGGAAGAAGAGAAGCGGAAGGAGGUGACGUCUCACUUCCAGGUGACGCUCAACGACAUCCAGUUGCAGAUGGAACAGCACAAUGAGAGGAACUCCAAACUGCGGGAGGAGAAUAUGGAGCUGGCCGAAAGGCUGAAGAAGCUCAUUGAGCAGUAUGAGCUGCGGGAAGAGCACAUCGACAAGGUCUUCAAACACAAGGACCUGCAGCAGCAGCUGGUGGACGCCAAACUCCAGCAAGCCCAAGAGAUGCUGAAAGAGGCUGAGGAGCGACACCAGCGAGAGAAGGACUUUCUGCUGAAAGAAGCGGUGGAGUCCCAACGCAUGUGUGAAUUGAUGAAACAACAGGAGACGCACCUCAAGCAGCAGCUGGCCCUCUACACCGAGAAGUUUGAAGAGUUUCAGAACACGCUUUCGAAAAGCAGCGAGGUGUUCACUACCUUCAAGCAAGAAAUGGAGAAGAUGACAAAGAAGAUUAAGAAGCUAGAGAAAGAAACCACCAUGUAUCGCUCACGCUGGGAAAGCAGCAACAAAGCCCUUCUGGAAAUGGCAGAAGAGAAAACCCUCCGGGACAAAGAACUCGAAGGCCUACAGGUGAAGAUCCAGCGCCUCGAGAAACUGUGCCGGGCCCUCCAGACGGAGCGCAAUGACCUGAACAAAAAGGUCCAGGACCUGUGUGCCCUCACCUCUUCCCCAGUCACUACGGAGCCAAUCCAGGGAUCGCCAAAAGAGCCCUCCCCAGGCAGCUUGGAGGAGCUGACCCCGCAGGGCGCGGCCGCAGCCGGGGAGUGCCUUGCUCCAGCCCAGGCGGCGACAGCAUGCCUCACUGGACCAGCCGAGCAGCUUGGCGGACCAAGCAUAGGUGCCUGCCCACCUCCGGACGAGGCCGAAGAAGCAGCAGUCCCAGCUGAGUAAAGGAGGCCGAAGGUAGGGUGGCUAGCAGACCUCUGCAGAGACUGGUCCAUUUCCCAUUCUGGGCCUCAGGGCUGGAUAUGGGGAGACAAGGAAGUUCAGCCCUUUUGGGGAAAUGCAGCAAGGCAGAGGGGAGAGUGCGGGCGAAGGUUUUCUAGAUCAAAGCUUUUUGACAAUACCGAAGGCUCUCUUUCUCUCUCUCUCUCUCUUUAUUUUGCUUCAUUGUUUUUUUAAGAAUCUGUCUUAUCGAUAUUCUACGACACGGAGUCAUUUCCAGGGCGGCCUCCACUUUUUUAUAUACAGAUAAUUAUAAACUCGGUCAAUCCACUUCUCUCUCUCUGUGUUGCGUGAGCAGGCUAAGUGUGUGUGGCGAUUCCACUGAAAGACCUUCUCAAGAAAGGGAAUUUGGGGUGGUGGGGAAUUGGCCACCCCAACCUUUCCCUUGCCCCAAAUAUUCCACAUUAAUGGUGUCCCUCUGGGUGCUGUGCAGACUUAAAAGCGGAGCGGACAUCACAGGGAGCAAUGCUUUCUUUCCCUCCUAAGGUUUUUUUCCCCCCUCCUCACCCUAAAACAAAACCACAACUUCACCCAGUUUAACAACUAGUACAGGAGACUCAGGAGUGUGCUAUUUUUGUCGGUUGUUGUUGGGUUUCUUUUUAAAAAGCAGGGUUUCUUCUUCUUCGUCUUCCCAGAAAGAGGAGAAUAAAAUGGAUGCGUGGUGUCGUUUCGUGGGAACAGACAGAGAGGGGCUGCUUCCCCCGAGGAGAGCUGCGAGGUGUGUGUUUGUGUGUGUGUGUUUGCGGGCUUGUCCCCUUUAGGACUUUGCUACUUCCAGAACCUUUAACGUCUUCAAUAGCCUUACAACUCCACAGUUGCCUCGAUGCUUAAUAUGCACACACACGCACAACAUGAUGUACGUAUAUUAAAAAAAAGAACUUGAUCCAAAGGUUUUACUUCCUUACGUGUUUUUGCACAUGAUGGUUGUCCGCGCGCCUGUCGUGGCAUGCGAGAAGUCCUUGGUUUUGGGGAGGGGGGCAGUUGCAUGGAGGUGAGACCCCCCCUCCAAUGUAUUAACCUCCCCUCUUUGGGACCUCAGUACGAAACCUGUCAUAGGCCUUGAGAUUCAGGAAGAUGAAACCUAGCCUCUUAUUCCAGACAGUGAGCCCAGGAAAUGUAGAUCCAAACUCGGGGAUGGGGCUGACCACUGGAACUUCCUUGGCAGUGUCUGGGCUUCCUUUCCUUGACCUCAAGCAGCACUCCGGACAGGUCACCGUCUCUUUCUGGAGUCCCUGCAGCUGUGGCAAGGGGUUGGCCCUAAAUCCCCAUCCUUGUUAGUUUUGGAUUUCUCUCUGUCUCAGAAGCCCAGUCGACAACCUUAAUUUGUGCCACUUUUGGCCAGUUUUUGCAGCCAGGUGCAAACCUGGCAGCUGCGUUGCAAAACCUUAGUCGAAUCAAAGGUCCAGGAGUGGGAAUCGUGCAACCCUUUAUUGUCAGAGGUCCAAAACGCACUGCAGAGGUAAUCCAGUUUAACUGCCCUGGUUCAAUGCAAGGGAAUUAUGGAAACUGUGGUUUUGCGGGACAUUUAGCCUUCUCUGUCAGAGAGCUCUGGUGCCACAAUAAACUACAACCAGAUUAGAAUAAACUACAACUACAACCGGACUGUAACUUCCAGUUUUCCUCAGCCUUGCCUGAUGGGAGCUGCAGUCCGACAGUAUUUGGAAGGUUCUUAUCACAACCUCUUUGUGCUUCAAAGAGGUUUGGGAUUUAGGUAAUGAGUUUUGUAACCAUCUUUAAACUUGUUCAAACUGACAGAUCAGCACCCCAGUUUCUCAGGCGGUUUGCUUUUCUUUCCUGGGCCCCAUGCUACGAAAGGGAUUAAAUUCCCCCAAAUCCCCUCCGCAGGAGCCUUCCUGGCAGGGCUGUCCAAAAGCCAAGUGAAUGUAUAAGGAGACCACAGCUUUGCUCCCGACGGUUAUGAUCUGAGCCGAAGCGACCAGAGUUUUCUCUCGGCUUCUGCUUUUUUCAAGGAAAACAGAAACAAAAACAAAAAACCCUUUUGACUUCUUUCUCUUUCUUUAAACGCUGUGGUAUAAAUAGCCUAUAAUCAGAUCUGUUGUAUGUAUCUUUGUAUCCGAUAAAAAUGAACAUAAACUUGA